GCGCGCAGUAUGCAAAACAAUGCCGAAACGUGCAGUUCACCAACGGCGGCCCAACUAAAGGACCAAACUAAACUCGAAUCCUGAUCGUUGAACUAAAGUUAAAUCAACAAAAUUAUUCACCAGCAGCAGUAACAAUAGUUUUCAUAAUCGCGCGCACAAAAUAAACAGAAAGCCAGUGAAGGGAAGGAGGAGUAGGGCGGGCCAACUAGAUAGCCCCGCCAUUUUCCAUUGGCCUGCAACUAAUGCAAAUUAGCAGCCAAAAUGCUUACAAAAUAAACAAAUAAUUCUACUCCCCGGCCAAACCGCAGCCGCUUCCACAUCACAAAUAAAUCAGACGGAGAGUGAAAAAUAACAUUAGCGGGAAAUUCGAGAAAUUGCAGAAGCGGUUGCCAAAUAUUUUGAGAACCUCAAAAGUGCGUACUGUGUGCGGUAUCGGAACGAUGAGUGGCUAGAAGACACAAUAUAUUCAAGCGAAACAAGCCCCUAAAGGAACAUGUUUGAAUAGAAAAUCUUCAAGUUGUUAACAGAUUGCUUGACAUCCGGACCACCAGUAUGGACCAGCGACCAGAAACUGAUUAAAAUAAUUAAAUUUGCGAGCGAAUGAGGAAAACAUGCUGAGCUGGCUGAUGAUGGGUCUCGUACAGCUAGUGAGUGGCGAUAUAUCCCCCGAUUUCUAUGCCAACAGCACGGGUUGGAUGGCCAAUAAUGAGAGUAUAUAUACCACGGAAUUGAAUCAUCGAUGGAUUAGCGGAAGUGGCUCCACAAUCCAACCGGAGGAGCCUGUCUACGGCACUGAGCUGCCCACCUACCAGCAUUGUAUAGCCACCCGGAACUCCUUGGCGGAUCUUUUCACAGUCGUCCUCUAUGGCAUUGUCUGCAUUAUUGGCCUCUUUGGCAACACACUCGUUAUAUAUGUGGUGCUGAGGUUUUCCAAAAUGCAAACGGUUACGAAUAUUUACAUCUUGAAUCUGGCGGUGGCGGACGAGUGCUUCUUGAUUGGCAUUCCCUUUCUGCUCUACACGAUGCGUAUCUGCAGCUGGCGGUUCGGGGAGUUCAUGUGCAAGGCCUACAUGGUCAGCACCUCCAUCACAUCCUUCACGUCCUCGAUAUUCCUGCUGAUUAUGUCGGCGGAUCGCUACAUAGCCGUGUGCCAUCCAAUCUCCUCCCCCAGAUACCGUACUCUGCACAUAGCCAAAAUAGUCUCGGCCGUGGCCUGGACCACGUCGGCGGUGCUGAUGCUGCCCGUGAUUUUGUACGCUAGUACGGUGGAACAGGAGGACGGAGUGAACUACUCCUGCAACAUCAUGUGGCCGGAUGCGUACAAAAAACACUCGGGCACCACCUUCAUCCUGUACACGUUUUUCCUGGGCUUUGCCACUCCGCUGUGUUUUAUUCUCAGUUUUUACUACCUGGUCAUACGGAAGCUGCAGUCUGUGGGCCCCAAACACGCCACCAAGUCAAAGGAGAAGAGGCGGGCCCAUCGAAAGGUCACUCGGCUGGUUCUGACCGUCAUUACGGUCUAUAUCUGCUGCUGGCUGCCCCACUGGAUGUCCCAGUUGGCGCUCAUCCACUCGAACCCGGCUCAGAGGGACUUGUCCCGCCUGGAGAUACUGAUUUUCCUACUACUGGGCGCCCUGGUCUAUUCAAAUUCGGCGGUAAAUCCCAUACUGUAUGCCUUCCUCAGCGAGAAUUUCCGGAAGAGCUUCUUCAAGGCGUUUACGUGUAUGAAUCAGCAGGAAAUUAAUGCCCAGUUGCAGGUGGAGCCGAGUGUCUUCACAAAGCAGGGAAGUCGCCGGCGCGGAGGCUCGAAGAGACUGCUGACCACCAAUCCGCAGAUGCCACCGCUACUACCGUUGAAUGCCACUGGUAACAACAACUCAUCGACCACCACAUCCUCCACAACGACGGCGGAGAAGACAGCCUCCACGGGGGCUCAGAAGUCCUGUAAUUCCAAUGGAAAAGUGGCGGCUCCGCCGGAGAAUCUGAUUAUUUGCUUGAGUGAGCAGCAGGAGGCCUUCUGCACGACCGCCAGGAGAGGAUCGGGGGCAGUGCAGCAAACUGACUUGUAAUCUAUUUUAUACAAGAAAAUUAAAUACAACAAAAUGUAAGAAACAAAACGUUAUUAUUUAGCUAAGACUAAGCAGUAUUAGAGUGGAAAAUGAAAAGUAAAAAUACACCGCACAACGAUUAACUAGCAAUAUGUGAAUUAUCUUGAAAAGAAUUUGAUUAAAAUAAAAUCCCUAUUUCAUAAUUAAAUAUUAAUUUAAGCCCCUAAGCUGCCAAUAUUCUCUCCAAUCCGCUUAUACCUAAGACUCUUAAACUUAAAACUCCACCUUUGACACUAAACUUCUUGACUUAAACUUAAGAAAAUUGCAACUUCUGCAGUUCAGAUAUCACAAUUAACCAAUUAGGUAAUUACACUAAAUUAUGCAAUUAAAAACGCAUAAGACAGGAUUGCAUAAAAUAAGCAGCUUAGCCAGAGCCAGAGCCAAGUCAGCCAGAACUCUCGUAAAAUGGCAAAUAAAAAACUUUUUACGAGGGCAACUGGCGUUGGAUAAAACCAGAUGAGUCAAUCCAACAGAGUAUAGAGGUCUGGAAAGGCUGAGUUUUAAUUGAAAAACUAAGGAAGCCCCCGAAAGCUGGCACUUUUUACAGUGUCAGAGUGCAUUUCCCCCAUAAUUUGUCUUUCCCGAAUGAAAUUAAAACAAUGAAUAAUUUAAUUGUCACUGGGUGCAUACUAAUGACAGACCCUAAUAUUUAUUUUCCAAAUUGAAACGAAAAUGAAUAAAUAAACUGAAUUGAUUUGGCAAACAGUAUCUCAUGGAAUGAGCUGAAUAUUCUGUAAUGUAGGCUAAGUAAGUGAAUUAUGUAAAUGUGCUUGGAUGUGUGUCAAUAAAGCAAAGUUUGUAUAAAAUAUAUUA
Molecule: messenger RNA, 2921 nt
Organism: Drosophila ananassae
Lineage: Eukaryota; Metazoa; Arthropoda; Insecta; Diptera; Drosophilidae
Gene: AstC-R1
Product: somatostatin receptor type 5
Exons: 3
Coding region: 612-2069 (485 amino acids)
Biological process (GO): G protein-coupled receptor signaling pathway
Cellular component (GO): neuron projection; membrane
Molecular function (GO): peptide binding; somatostatin receptor activity
Source: RefSeq, a predicted model, not a curated record